GGAGUCGAGAACCUGACACUUUGGAUCUCUGCUUCUAGCCCCCGUCCCUUUUUUAUCUCUCUUGUACAUUUCAUGGUUUUCUGUCAAGUAUUACUUUCACAAGAACGGUCCUCUCUUUCACACUGACGCGCUAUCACACAAUCUGUCUGGAGAAGACGCUACAGGGGUCACCAUUGGAGGGCGAUUAAUCUCCACCAACAUUCACCCUUGUGCCCUUUUAGUAUUCUUACACGAUAUCCUUAUAUUUACUCGACACCCUCACCACUCUUCCUCCUCCUCCCAUCCUCCUCGACUCCUCUCUACCUCCCUCCACACCACCCACCGCCACCAUCAUGGCCUCCAAGGCGAUGUGGGAGGUCGACCCCGAGACUCGUACUAAGUUGGCACAGUUGGGUAAAAAGGAGGGCGCAGGUAACGACAAAUGCUGUGACUGCGGCGCACCUUCACCGCAAUGGGCAUCCCCCAAAUUCUCCACCUUUAUCUGCCUACAAUGCGCCGGCGUGCACCGCGGACUAGGUGUGCACGUGUCCUUCGUACGGUCCAUCAGCAUGGACGCGUUCAAACAAGCCGAGAUCCUACGAAUGCAAUACGGAGGCAACCGAGCAUGGCAGGAUUUCUACAACUCACACGCAGCUAUCCCCUUUGACGAGGCGACUAUCAAGGAGCGAUACGACGGCGACAUCGGCGAGGAGUGGAAAGAGAGACUCUCAGCCAAAGUCGAGGACCGUGAAUUUGACCAAGCAGCAUUUGAAAAGGAGAGGGAAGAAACCAAGAAGAGAAUAGCAGAAAAGGCAGCAGCACAAACUCAAGGAACCUCAGGAUCAAGAAGCGCCACACCCAGCGGAACAGGGAGAAACGCCAUCGGACCUAGAUCGACCUCGGCGAUGGGCAAUGGAAGCAGGACGCAGAGUCCUGCGCCCCCGGGAGCAAAAGGAGGGAGAAUCACUGCGGAGCAAAAGUCUCAGAAUGAGGCAUACUUCUCGCGUAUGGGAGAGGCCAACGCCAGCAGACCGGACAAUCUCCCUCCUAGUCAAGGUGGUAAAUAUGCUGGGUUUGGCAGUGCACCGCCAGAGCCCUCACAGGGAAGUGGUGGAUUGCCAACGGCAGACGAAUUCUCUCAGAACCCUAUCGGCGCCUUGACGAAAGGAUUCGGUUGGUUUUCUGCAACCGUCAGCAAACAGGCAAAGGCUGUGAAUGAUUCGUAUAUCCAGCCGACGGCGAAAAAUAUCGCAUCCACCGACUUCGCUGCCCAAGCACGAAAUGCCGCUCUCGCCGCAGGACAAGGAAUCCAAACCGGAGCCAAAGGAGCCGCGGAUCAAUUCAACCGCUUCGUCGAAGGUCAAGACGAACAAGCGGCCAAAUCGGCCGCACGCCGUACCAAGGUUGAGCCAGAGAAAAAGGAUUUCUGGGACAGUUUCGGUGUGCCUGAUGAAUCGUCAUCGGCGUCAAAACCGAGCAGCAGUAUUGGUACAAGUGCGAUGAAGAAGAUGAAUCAUGUUCAGGCGAAUCCGCCGCUGAAGAAUAAGAAUAAGGAGGAUGGGUGGGGGGAUGAUUGGUGAUGAUUGAGGGGUUCGUUCGGUCUAUAUCUAUAGAUGGGCUGGGUGGACGAUGUACAUGUCUAUAUAUGCAUAUUAGUAUAUGGAUAUUGGAUAUUGGAAACAAAACGAGUAGAUGAGUGGAUGAUUGGAUAUGAUGAACAAGUGUGAUUGAUAUGCGUGGGGACAUAGUUAUCUAUUAGAUACCUAGUACUUUGUAUGGAUGAGAUACGAAUAAACAUA
Molecule: messenger RNA, 1778 nt
Organism: Exophiala mesophila
Lineage: Eukaryota; Fungi; Ascomycota; Eurotiomycetes; Chaetothyriales; Herpotrichiellaceae
Exons: 4
Coding region: 333-1559 (408 amino acids)
Biological process (GO): regulation of endocytosis; regulation of ARF protein signal transduction
Cellular component (GO): Golgi membrane
Molecular function (GO): GTPase activator activity
Source: RefSeq, a predicted model, not a curated record